This is a messenger RNA of Oryctolagus cuniculus (rabbit), 584 nucleotides long. RefSeq names its product motilin (gene MLN). The record is from RefSeq and is marked provisional. Gene Ontology annotation, cellular component: extracellular region. Gene Ontology annotation, molecular function: motilin receptor binding; hormone activity. NCBI's taxonomy places the organism in Eukaryota, Metazoa, Chordata, Mammalia, Lagomorpha, Leporidae.
GAGACUCCUCCAGGCCCACUCGGAUCACGCUCACCUCACGCCGCAGACGGGAGCUGCUGGCCGUUGCCUAGCUCCACGAUGGUGUCCCGCAAGGCUGUGGCUGCCCUGCUGCUGGUGCACGCGACCGCCAUGCUGGCCUCCCAGACGGAAGCCUUCGUCCCCAUCUUCACCUACAGCGAACUCCAGAGGAUGCAGGAAAGGGAGCGGAACAGAGGGCACAAGAAGUCCCUGAGCGUGCAGCAGAGGUCUGAGCCAGCGGCCGCUCCAAGGCCUGCGGAGCCCACCCUGGAAGAGGAAAACGGGAGGACGCAGCUGACUGCUCCUGUGGAAAUUGGAAUGAGGAUGAACUCCAGGCAGCUGGAAAAGUACCGGGCCGCCCUGGAAGCUGCAGAGCGGGCUGUCCACCCAGACGCUCCGAGUCGGCCCUGCUGGCCUGCCGGGGGAGAAAGUGGAUGGAGCGGGGAGCCCUCUCCCACCUGAGCGAGGCCCCAGAAGUCCGCCGGCCCACCCACCAGCUGGGCUGGGAAAGAAAACCCCUUCUCCUCAGCUACCCCGUCCAGCAAAUAAAGCAUGAACUUUAACGG